Messenger RNA from Nestor notabilis (Kea), 2972 nucleotides. Its product is annotated as zinc finger SWIM domain-containing protein 5. Gene Ontology annotation, molecular function: zinc ion binding. The annotation marks the transcript as partial. Lineage: Eukaryota; Metazoa; Chordata; Aves; Psittaciformes; Psittacidae. Gene Ontology annotation, cellular component: Cul2-RING ubiquitin ligase complex. The record is from RefSeq and is a predicted model, not a curated record. The transcript is spliced from 14 exons.
GGUUCCACCUCAGCGGGACAGUAACAGAGCCAGCGACUGCAACAGAACCAGAGAUGACCUACAAGGUGGCCAUCAGCUUUGACCGCUGCAAAAUAACCUCAGUGACAUGCGGCUGCGGGAACAAGGACAUUUUUUACUGUGCCCACGUCGUGGCACUUUCACUGUACAGGAUCCGCAAGCCGGACCAGGUCAAACUCCGUCUUCCCAUCUCAGAGACCCUUUUCCAGAUGAACAGGGACCAGCUGCAGAAGUUUGUUCAGUAUUUGAUCACGGCACAUCACACCGAGGUGCUGCCCACUGCCCAGAAGUUGGCUGAUGAGAUCCUGUCGUCCAACUCAGAGAUCAACCAAGUGCAUGGUGCUCCUGACCCCACUGCUGGGGCCAGCAUUGACGACGAGAACUGCUGGCACUUGGAUGAGGAACAAGUCCGAGAGCAGGUGAAGCUGUUCCUAUCUCAGGGAGGAUACUACGGCUCGGGGAAGCAGCUCAACUCCAUGUUUGCCAAGGUCCGGGAGAUGCUGCGCAUGAGGGACUCCAAUGGCGCCAGGAUGCUGACGCUGAUAACGGAGCAGUUCAUGGCUGAUCCUCGGCUCUCUCUCUGGAGGCAGCAGGGAACAGGCAUAACGGAGAAGUGCCGGCAGCUCUGGGAUGAGCUGGGGGCGCUGUGGGUGUGCGUGGUGUUAAACCCGCACUGCAAGCUGGAAGAGAAGUCCUGCUGGCUCCGGCAGCUGCGCAAGUGGGGUGAGAUGGAUGUGUGUCCCCUGGAAGAUGGCAAUUACGGUAACGAGCUUCCCAACAUCACCAACGCGCUUACGCAGAGCUCUGGUCACAGCCAAGACUCGUUGGCCAGGCCCAGACGAACCGUGUUCACGCGAGCGAUCGAGGGCUGUGACCUGCACUGGCAGGACAGCCACUUACAGCGCAUCAUCAGCAGUGACUUCUACGUGUCUCCCUCCUACCAGCGGGAGGGCGAGAGCCUCCUCUUCAACUCCCAGGGGCAGCCGCUGUGGCUGGGGGGGGAACAUGUCCCGACUGCCUGCGCUCGGGUGGAUGCCCUGCGCUCCCAUGGCUAUCCCAGAGAAGCUCUCCGACUAACUGUUGCCAUAAUCAACACCCUGCGACUGCAGCAGCAAAGGCAGCUGGAGAUAUAUAAGCACCAGAAGAAAGAGCUGCUGCAGCGAGGAGCCACAACCAUCACUAACUUGGAGGGCUGGGUAGGCCACCCUCUGAACCCCAUCGGCUGCCUCUUUCUCACCCUGACUGAAGCUUGUAGGUUAGAAGAGGAAAAUUGCCUUGAAAUUUCAGAUGCUGGAGACUCCAAACCCCCAGUAUAUCAACACGUGCCCGUUGCGACCAGCAGCCAAGACAGUGGCGAGUCCUACCUGUCCCUGGCCUUAGAGGUGGCCCUGAUGGGGAUGGGUCAGCAGAGAGUGAUGCCUGAAGGUCUCUAUGCCCAGGACAAGGUGUGCCGCAAUGAGGAGCAGAUCAUUGCCCGGCUGCAGGACCUGGAGCUGGACCCAGUGCUGGUGCAGACCCUGCGGAAGCAGUGCAUCUUGCUGCUGGAAGGUGGUCCCUUCAGCGGCUUGGGAGAAGUCAUCCACCGUGAGAGUGUCCCCAUGCACACCUUUGCCAAAUACCUGUUCUCUGCCCUGCUGCCCCACGAUGCAGACCUGGCGUACAAGCUGGCUUUGCGGGCCAUGAGGUUGCCUGUGCUGGAGACAACGGCCCCAUCCGGCGAUGUGACUCACCCCCAUCACCUUGUCUCAGUGGUCCCCAGCAGAUACCCACGCUGGUUCACUCUGGGGCACCUGGAGUCGCAGCAGUGCGAGCUGGCCUCCACCAUGCUCACGGCAGCCAAAGGGGACAUGCUGCGCCUACGCACGGUGCUGGAGGCCAUCCAGAAGAACAUUCACUCCUCCUCCUUGAUCUUCAAGCUGGCUCAGGAUGCGUUCAAGAUCGCCACGCCAGCUGACAGCAACUCGGACACAACGCUGCUCAACGUGGCGCUGGAGCUGGGACUCCAGGUGAUGCGCAUGACCCUGUCCACCCUCAACUGGCGGCGGCGGGAGAUGGUGAGGUGGCUGGUGACGUGCGCUACUGAAGUGGGGGUGAGGGCCCUGGUGAGCAUCCUGCAGAGCUGGUACUCAUUGUUCACUCCCACGGAAGCCACCAGCAUUGUGGCAGCACCCGUGAUGUCCCACAACACCAUCCUGCGCUUGAGCCUGGACUACCCUCAGCGGGAAGAGCUGGCCAGCUGUGCCCGCACCCUGGCCCUGCAGUGCGCCAUGAAGGACCCCCAGAACUGCGCCCUGUCUGCCCUGACCCUCUGCGAGAAGGACCACAUCGCCUUCGAGACUGCCUACCAGAUCGUCAUUGACGCCGCCUCCACCGGCAUGACCUACACCCAGCUCUUCACCAUUGCCCGCUACAUGGAGCACCGGGGCUAUCCACUCCGGGCAUUCAAACUGGCCUCGUUGGCCAUGACGCAUCUCAACCUGGCCUACAACCAGGACACGCACCCAGCCAUCAACGACGUGCUCUGGGCCUGCGCCUUGAGCCAUUCUCUAGGCAAAAACGAGCUGGCAGCCAUCAUCCCACUGGUGGUGAAGAGCGUGCACUGUGCCACGGUGCUCUCGGACAUCCUUCGCCGCUGCACCAUGACGGCCCCAGGGCUGGCCGGCAUUCCCGGCCGCAGGAACUCGGGGAAGCUGAUGUCCACUGACAAAGCCCCGCUGCGGCAGCUGCUGCUGGACGCGACGAUAAGCGCCUACAUCAACACCACUCACUCCCGGCUCACCCACAUCAGCCCACGGCACUACGGGGAGUUCAUCGAGUUCCUCAGCAAGGCCAGGGAGACCUUCCUCCUGGCGCAGGACGGGCACAUACAGUUUGCCCAGUUCAUUGACAAUCUCAAACAAAUCUAUAAAGGCAAGAAAAAACUGAUGCUGCUGGUGCGGGAGCGGUUUGGGUGA